AUGUGCGCGGAAGACGUUGAGAAGCUUGUGAAUGACCGACUUCGAGACUUGAAGACUGGCGGGAACCUCGAGGAUGCACUAUGUAAGGAGAUGGACCAGGUGAUCUCUACUCCUUUCACCCCUGAAAUCGAGCAGGCUGCUCCCCCGAAGCGAUUCUCAACGCCUUUGUUUACGCAUUUCAAGGGAGAUUCCGAUCCCGAGAGCCACCUAAAACACUUCAAAAGUGUCAUGAUCCUCCACAAGGCCGACGAUGCACUAAUGUGCAAGGCUUUCAAGGAGCUUGCCUAUGUCUUCAUUAAAGAAUCCACUUUUUAUCAGACGAUCAAGAAGAACCCAGAUCAUUUGUUCAACUUGUGCAAGAAACCCGACAAAUCCAUUCGAGAUUACAUCAAGAGGUUCAAAGAAGAAAAGGCCAACAUCGUAGGGUGCAACGACCAAAUCGCAUCAUCUGCCUUCAAGAAAGGUCUUCCAGCAGAACACGAGUUAUACUGCGAGCUGACUAUCACUCCCAGCCAGACUUUAGCAAAGGUCUUCGCGACCACAGAACGCUACGCGCUCUGGGAUGACGAUCCAAUUACCGCGAAGAAGUCCAUUGAGCAGGGAGAUCGGCCGACCAAGCGGGCGGGCCAAAGAAGCGAUGGAUUUAGCAACAAGAAUAAGGACAAGCGCAGGUCACACCCACAAGGGGACGCUAAGGCAGGAGAGAACUACACCAAGUUCACCAUCCUUAUACAUCAAAUCCUAGGCCAAGUGAAAAACAAACCUUGGGUAAGAAGACCGCCACCAUUGAAAGGAGAUCCAGACAUGAGGGAUACUACACUACUACGUUUCACCAUUUGCGCGAUGAAAGAUUGCGCGAUGAAGAACAAUUCGUCGCUCAAAACAUACUGGCGCGACGAAAGAAAAUAUUCGUCGCGCAAUCCACUGAAAAUUUGCAUGACCAAAUUUUUCGUCGCACGAAAUGUCUUUGCGCGACCAAAAAAAUCGUCGUCGCGCAAACAGAGUUAA
Messenger RNA from Prunus armeniaca (apricot), 1008 nucleotides. NCBI's taxonomy places the organism in Eukaryota, Viridiplantae, Streptophyta, Magnoliopsida, Rosales, Rosaceae. The record is from the annotation of a GenBank genome assembly.